Molecule: messenger RNA, 1293 nt
Organism: Diplodia corticola
Lineage: Eukaryota; Fungi; Ascomycota; Dothideomycetes; Botryosphaeriales; Botryosphaeriaceae
Product: pectin lyase-like protein
Exons: 3
Coding region: 1-1293 (430 amino acids)
Biological process (GO): carbohydrate metabolic process
Molecular function (GO): polygalacturonase activity
Source: RefSeq, a predicted model, not a curated record
AUGCUCGGCAAGACGCUUUUUGCGGCACUCAAUGUGCCCGCAUUUGUUUUCUCCCAGUCCAUCCCGGGGGCUUCGCCCGCCGACAACGCCUGCGUCGUCCAGCCCGGCCCCAACGGCACUGAUUCGGCGCCGGCAAUCAUCGCCGCGUUCCGCAAGUGCGGACACAAUGAUGCUGAAAACCGCGGCAAGAUCGUCUUCCUGAACGAGACCUACACGGUCAAGUCGGUGAUGAACACGACCGGCCUCAGCAACGUGGAUGUCGACAUCCAGGGAACGCUGCUCUGGGACAAGAACAUCCCGUACUGGCUCAACGCUUCUCUCCCCGUCGGCUACCAGAACCAGAGCAGUGCCUGGCUGUUCGGUGGAGACAACGUGCGCUGGGACGGCAACGGAUACGGCACUCUCGACGGAAACGGCCAGGUGUGGUACGACUUCGUCAACGGCACCAACAACUACAAGGGACGCCCGCAUGCCAUCACCAUCACCGGCACCAAGGACAGCGUCUUUUUGGGUACCCGUUUCGUCCAGAGUCAGAUGUGGACAAUGACAGUCAUCCACUCGGAAAACAUCCUCCUGGAGGACAUAUACAUCAACAGCACCGAUACCAAGCAAGCUGUCGGCUUUGACUUUUCCUCCCUCAACACCGACGGCGCCGACACGGUCUACGCCAACAACAUCACCUUCCGCAACUGGAUCGUCGACAACGGCGACGACUCCAUCUCCAUGAAGGCCAACAGCACCAACAUCCUGAUCGAGGACUGCGAGUUCCACACGGGGCUCGGCGUCGCCAUCGGCAGCAUCGGCCAGUACGACGGCGUGUACGAGACCAUCGAGAACGUCACCGCCCGCAACAUCGUCGUCAACAACAUGCGCUACGGCGUCUACAUCAAGACCUGGACCGGCAACUCGACCGGCUACCCGCCCAACGGCGGCGGCGGCGGCCUCGGCUUCGCCGCCAACAUGACGUUUGAGAACUUUUCUUUCAUCAACGCCUCCGGCGUCUUCGCCGCCACCCAGUGCACCAGCUACAACGGCGCCACCGGCGGCUGCGACACGAGCGAGUUCAACAUCAGGGAUAUGGUCUUGAGGAACUGGACGGGCACCACGACGAGCGAUGUGAAUGUGGCGAUUCAGUGCAGUGGGAAGAGUCCGUGCACGGGCAUCGCGGCCGAGGGGAUCGAGCUGUUGGAUACGGUCAAUGGCACGAAGCCGGCGAAUUGGCUGUGCUCGAAUGUGGUGAGCCCGGUUGGGUUUAAUUGCACCGGGGAGCCGUGGGAGGAGAAUAAUAGAUGA